Molecule: messenger RNA, 975 nt
Organism: Spodoptera litura
Lineage: Eukaryota; Metazoa; Arthropoda; Insecta; Lepidoptera; Noctuidae
Product: pre-rRNA-processing protein TSR2 homolog
Source: RefSeq, a predicted model, not a curated record
UGUAUAAUCGAUAAAAAAUUGCUCCUCGAAGAGGUUAUAAAAAUGUGAGAGUUUUAUGUCUCAAAAUAAUUAUUAAGAUAAAGUGAGAUAUAAGCCGUAAGAAUGUUGUACGACGAUUUUAAACCCAUCGUUGACUUAGUUUUGAAUAACUGGACAGCGUUACAACUGGCUGUCGAACAUGGGAUGGGGGCACCUGGGGGUGAAAAGACUGCGCAACUGAUGGCAGUGUACAUAGCAAGAUACUGCGUUGAGAAUGUAGUGGACAGAGAUGAACUCGCUGAAGUUAUUGAAGAUCUCAUGGACGAGGAGUUUGAGACUGUCUGUCAUGAUGACUCGCCCAGAGAAAUAGCAAUUCUACUACUACAGUUUCUAACACUACUUAAAGAAGGUCGACAUGAUGAACUCCGAGCUAGGCUGGAUGCAAUGCCAAAAUGUCAGAAAUGGUUGAGCCAACCGAUACACGAAUCAGUACCUCCACAAUGCCAUGGCAAUCCUGAUGAUGACUCAACAUGCAGUAGUGAUGAUGACGAUGAUGACGUGCCUGACAAUAAUAUGAACGGGGCAGCUGCCUCUUCAUCUAAACCAAAACAAGAACCAGAGCCAAUGGAUGAAGACGGCGACCCUGGAUGGACAGUAGUGAGAUCAAGGAGAAGACAUUAAAAUACGUGUUUUAAAAUUUUAUAGGCAAAAUUUUGUUCACAUUUGAGCUACUAUGAUUGAAAACAUAUCUAGUUCAUACAUACUAUUUAAAAUUAUUAGUAUUGUAUACCAUACAUAACUAUUUUUAUACAUGUCAGAUAAAAAUUAGUAUUGUAUACCAUAUACAACUAUUUUUAUACAUGUCAGAUAAUUUUCGUAUCUAUUGCAUUUGUAAUAAGAUGCAGAGUGUAUUUUCAAUAGCAUUAGAUAAAAAAAAUGAAGUUCACAUUAUAAAGAUUUUAAUACUUUGUAAUAGGGUAGAUGCCAAAUUUUUAU